GCCCCUCUCACACAUCACUCACAAAUGCCUGCUGGAUAAAACAGAGUAGCUCAAGUAAAGAAGAGCAUCCAUACACCUUAUCUCAAUCCAUUUUACAGGAAUGCGGGCCGGGCUUGUUAUUUACCUCUUUCUGCCCAUUGUGCAGUCAUGCACUAAAGGUAAACCGAAUGAAUGUGCAGAAGCAAACUUCGCCCCCGGGUCCAACCUGGCCGGAGAAGGAUACGAUGUGACCAAGAUGCAGCGCAAGGGAGCCUUUGUCAUUAACACGGACGUCUGGAGGCGAAAGGAUAAAUCAUGCACUCUUUGCAAGAACCCCUACAUGGAAGGAACAAAUCAAAAGCUUCCUAUAUCUGUGGUAGACUGGAGAUCCAGCAAAAAGUGCAGCAUUCAAAUAUCAAGUUCCCUGUACCAGUCCAGUGAGGAACUGGUCAGCUCCAGCACUUCCUCCAUUGAGAACAACUGGGGUGCAAGUUUGGAUAUAGAUAUUCACCAAAAUAAAGGCUCAUUCGUUUUGGCUGGAACUAACUCAAAGCUUGCAGAGUACUCAAUGGAGAAGACCAAAAGAGACAAGUACAAUUUUGCCAGUCAAAGUAUUUCGUGUUCAUUUUACAGCUACAGGGUCUCCAACAAGCCUGUUCUCCAUCCUGAGUUCAAGCGCUCUGUGAAGGAGCUUCCUAAGACAUACAAUCUUAAUUUCAAAAAGCGUUUUUACAAGUUCAUUAACACCUAUGGAACCCAUUACAUCACUAAGGUAACUCUUGGUGGAAGCGUACACUCUGUGACCAGUAUCAGACAGUGUGAGACCGCUCUGCAGGGCUUAAGUGCAGAUGAAGUGAAGGCAUGUUUGGAUGUGGAGGCAAGUGCCAGCGUCCUUGGCAAAGUAGAUAUGAAAGCAGAAACUAAGCACUGUAAUGAAGACAAGGACAAAACAGAGAGCAAAAGCAGCUUCUCCAGCCGCUUUAAUGACAGGCUGACUGAGGUGACCGGAGGUCACACUACAGAGCCUGAGCUCUUUUUCUCAGGAGGAAAAGACCCAUCAGCUUACAAAGAAUGGCUCGAGUCCCUACCACAAAACCCAGACGUGAUUUCUUACUCUCUGGAGUCCCUGCAUGAGCUGAUCCCCACCAAAGAUCCAGUACGCAAACACUUGCGCCAAGCCAUCCAUGACUAUAUCCUGGAAAAGUCCCUUUGGAGGAACUGCACCGACUCUUGCAAAGAUGGCGUCAAAACCAACCCAAAUAACCCAUGUGUCUGCACUUGUCGCAACAAUCCUGGGAUCACACCCGAUUGCUGCCCAUCUAAGCGUGGACUUUCUCGGGUAAAGGUCACAAUCGUGAGGGCUCAAGACCUGUGGGGUGACCAGACCACAGCGACCGAUGGGUACGUUAAAGUGUUCGACAAACAUAACAUUCAGAUUGGACGAACUGAUAUGAUCACGAAUAACAACUCACCCUACUGGGGGAGAACCUUUGAUCUGGGUGAUGUUGUUGUGGCGGAGAAUGACAAGAUAAAACUGGAGGUGUGGGAUGAAGAUAGUAAAUGGGACGACGAUUUGCUGGGAACCUGUGAAGUAGCCAUAAAAGCAGGUCAGAAUGACAAUUUCUGCACUUUAAAUCACGGUCUGCUGUUCUACAAAACAGAAGUGACAUGCGCCCCAAGUUUGUCUGGCCCCUAUUGCUCAACCUAUGUUGGUUCUCCCAUGAACUUUCAACUGGAGAAGGCAUAUGUAUCUCGAAAUGCACGACCUGUGCCAGCAGAAAUACUGAUGAGCAAGGGAGUACUUCUGGACAGACUGUAUGUAUAUCAAAAGACAAAUUACAGUGCUAAAACUAUUCUGUAGCAAGUUUUGGCUUUGGAUCUGAUUAUGCGGCUAUUCGAAAUAUAACUUUAUUCUCGCUUGUAUUUAUCACUAUGAGAGAAACAUAUUUAAUAUAAUUCUUAAAUACUUAUCAACUUUGGAGACAA
Sinocyclocheilus rhinocerous is the source of this 1965-nucleotide messenger RNA. It is a transcript of the gene prf1.1, whose product is annotated as perforin 1.1. Lineage: Eukaryota; Metazoa; Chordata; Actinopteri; Cypriniformes; Cyprinidae. Gene Ontology annotation, molecular function: wide pore channel activity; pore-forming activity; calcium ion binding. Gene Ontology annotation, cellular component: membrane attack complex; membrane. The transcript has 5 exons. The record is from RefSeq and is a predicted model, not a curated record. Gene Ontology annotation, biological process: immunological synapse formation; defense response to virus; T cell mediated cytotoxicity. The coding region runs from base 101 to 1840 and encodes 579 amino acids.